Messenger RNA from Mastomys coucha (southern multimammate mouse), 4317 nucleotides. RefSeq names its product zinc finger protein 709-like. The record is from RefSeq and is a predicted model, not a curated record. Gene Ontology annotation, biological process: regulation of transcription by RNA polymerase II. Gene Ontology annotation, molecular function: DNA-binding transcription factor activity; RNA polymerase II cis-regulatory region sequence-specific DNA binding. The transcript is spliced from 4 exons. Bases 315 to 2504 code for a protein of 729 amino acids. Lineage: Eukaryota; Metazoa; Chordata; Mammalia; Rodentia; Muridae.
UCCUGGUGCCGUCACACACCGCAGAUCUGUACUGGCACAAGAGGACCUCCCCAGCCGUGUGACACUUUAGCAGGAACAGUUCUGAGGGCCGCAAGGAUGCGCGGGCGCAGACGUAGUGUCCGCCGCGCCGCUUGCGUGCGCGGUCCCUUCAGGAGCUCCUGCGGGCAAAGCGGAAGUGCCUCUGCCUCCCGCUCCCUUCCGGCGCGGUGCUGUCAGGUCAGCUGAGCGACCCCGGGGUGACUGAUCCUCGGUGGCCGGGAGACGGGCGAGCCCAGCAGCCUCGGUGAGGGCCGCCGGAGGCCUCGGGCGCAGACAUGGGCUCUGUGACCUUUGAAGAUGUGGCUGUAAAUUUCACUGUGGAGGAAUGGGCUUUACUAGAUCCUUCCCAAAAGAAGCUGCACAAAGAUGUAAUGGAGGAAACCUUCAGGAACCUGGCUGCUAUAGAAAAAACACAAGAAGACCAGAACAUAGAUGAUGACCAUAGAUAUUCUAGAAGAAAUCAAAGAAAUGAAGUUGUGGAAAGACUGUUGGAACAUAACAAAAGUAGUGAACGUAAAGAAAUCUUCAGAGAGAUUCCAAACACCAUUGUAAACAAGAAAAUUUCUCAUAGAACAAUGCUUUGUGAAAACCAUGUGUACAAGGACAACAUGCUCAUUAGUCAUUCAUCUCUUAAUGUAUCUGUGCCUCUUCAGACUACACACAAACCUCAUGAAUAUGAGCUACAUGGGGAGAACCUCUAUAAGUUUGGAGAAUGUGAGAAAAGCUUCAUUUAUCCAGAAUGCUUUCUGAAGCAUGAAGACAAUGGCACUAGACAGAGAUCCUAUGAGUUUAACCAGUGUGAGAAAAUCUUCAAAAGUAGUGAUUACAUUCAAAUACGUGUGAGUGACGAAACUAGAGAAGAACUAUGUAUAGAUAAGCAGCAUUAUAAUGCCUUUACUUAUCCUGAUUUUCUUCAGUAUGUUGAAAAGAUCCACACUGGAAAGAAACCCUAUGCAUGUAAACAAUGUGGGAAAACCUUUUCUUUUUUGAGUAACAUUCGAAGACAUGAACGAACUCACUCUGGAGAGAAACCAUACAGAUGUAAUAUCUGUGGUAAAGCCUUCACUUGUUCUACUAACUUUCAAGAACAUGAAAGAACUCACACUGGAGAGAAACCCUAUUUAUGUACACAAUGUGGGAAAUCCUUUUCUUUUCUGAGUAACAUUCGAAGACAUGAACGUACUCAUACUGGAGAGAAACCGUACAGAUGUAAUAUCUGUGGUAAGGCUUUCAGUUAUUUGACAAACUUUCAAGACCAUGAAAGAACUCAUACUGGAGAAAAACCUUAUGUGUGUACACAGUGUGGGAAAGCUUUUACUUACUACUAUUCCUUUCAGACACAUAAACGAUGUCACACUGGUGAAAAGCCCUAUGUAUGUAAGCAAUGUGGAAAAGCCUUCAGUUAUUACAAUUCCAUUCAAACACAUAAACGUUGUCACACCGGCGAAAAGCCCUAUGUAUGUAAGCUGUGUGAUAAAGCCUUUACUACUCUCAGUUCUCUUCGCUAUCAUGAGAGGAUUCACAGUGGUGAGAAGCCCCAUGUAUGUUUGCAAUGCGGGAAAGGUUUCAAUUCUUCCAGUACUCUUCGAAUACAUGAAAGGACUCACACUGGAGAGAAACCCUAUAAAUGUAAGAAGUGUGGAAAAGUCUUUAGUGUCGACAGUUCCCUCCGAUGCCAUGAAAGGAUUCACAGUGGGGAGAAGCCCUAUGUAUGUAAGCAGUGUGGGAAAGCCUUUACUCGUCAUACCUCCCUUCGAUGUCAUGAAAGGAUUCACUGUGGGGAGAAACCCUAUGUAUGUAAGCAAUGUGGGAAAGGUUUUAUUUCUUCCAGUAACUUUCGAAAGCAUGAAUGGACUCAUUCUGGAGAGAAACUCUGUGUGUGUAAACUAUGUGGUAAAGCCUUCACUGGACAUAGUUCACUUCGACGUCAUGAAAGAAUUCACAGUGGAGAAAAACCCUAUGUAUGUAAGCAUUGUGGGAAAGGUUUCUCUUCUUUGAGUGGCUGUCAAAGACAUGAACAAAUUCACACUGGUGAGAAACCCUAUGUAUGUAAGAAUUGUGGGAAAGCCUUUACUAAUCCCAGUGCCCUUCGAAAUCAUGAAAGGAUUCACAGUGGUGAAAAGCCCUAUGUAUGUGAGCAGUGUGGGAAGGGUUUCAUUUCUUUUAGUAAGUUUAGAAUACAUGAACGGAUUCAUACUGGAGAAAAACCAUAUAAGUGUAAGCAAUGUGGGAAAGCCUUCACUGGUCACAGUUCCCUUCGACGUCAUGAAAGGAUUCACAGUGGAGAGAAACCUUUUGUAUGUAAACAAUGUGGGAAACCCUUUUAUACUUUAAGUGAUUGUCAAAGACAUGAACAAAUCCACACUGGUGAGAAACCUUUCAUUUGCGAGCAGUGUGGGAAAGCUUUUACUCGGUCCAGUUCCCUUAAAAUACAUGAGAAGACUCACAGUAGAAGAAAUCCCUAAGUGUAGAACAUGGAAAGGUAUUCUUAGCAUGACACUGCAUAGGGCAGAGAACCAGGGCCAUGUUGUCUGUAGGAAUCCCUCUAGUCAUCUUGAUGGCAUUCACCAACAUAAUAGUUCAUACCAUAGUGAGAAGCUCCCACAUGAUGUCAAUAGAGACACACACCUUAAAUGGAUGUAUAUACAAGUCUUCAGUUGGCUAACCUGAGAAAGUACCCAGUAUCAAGUUGUAUAACAAAGUUAUCAAAACAGUUUACAAAGCUCUAUGAAAAUCCCUUAAGUAACAGAAUUCAUUAAUUCUUUUUAAGAUCCCUGUGAAUAAACACUAACUGGUCAGUAAUUCAGAAGAUAAAUCUCUAAAAUGUUUACUUCUAACUUUGACUCUUGUAAAUAAAUUUUCAGGUGACUUAUUCUCUUAAGUGUCUUUAAGCAGUAAGGCAUGAAUUUAAUGGGUUGUGUCUUUACAAGUCAUGUACAUUUCUUCUUUUUGUGUUGGAUUCAAAUGAGAUGUGUUCCUAAUAUGUUUUUAGAGUAACGUUAAUGAGCUGUUGUAAAAUGAAGUUUUAUUUUUAGGCUUUCUCUAUUGACAUCAUAUGGUCAUUUGGGAGCUUCUUUGAUAUUUUUGUUUUCUUCUUGUUGUUGUUUUGAGACAGGAUUUCUCUGUAUAGCCCUGGCUGUCCUGGAACUCACUGUGUAGACCAGGCUGGCCUCCAACUCAGAAAUCUGCCUGCCUCUGCCUCCCAAGUGCUGGGAUCAAAGGCGUGCGCCACCACUGCCCAGUGAUAUUUUUGGUUUUGUCUUGUUUUUGUUUUGUUGGAUUUUCUUUUGAGACAAGGUUUCUUUGUAUAGCCCUGACUACUCUGGAACUGGUUCCUUAGACCACACUGGCAUCAAACUUGAAGAUCUAUCUGUCUCUGCUUCCCAAGUGCUGGGAAUAAAGGCGUGUGCCCCCAUGCUGGACUUUAUCUUUGAUUUUUAUACUGUAUCUUUUCUAUUCUUCUCAUUCUUAAUGCCAAAUACUUGAAACAACUUAAGGGAGGAAGAAUUUCUUCCCUUUGGCUCACAGUUCAUUAUGACAAGAAAAUCAUCAAGUACACUAGUUUAUAUCAUUUUAUGGAUACUAGAAACUAGUAUGUAUUAUAAGAAGGAACCAGUAGACCAUUUCACAAGGACAGUGUUUCCAAAUGACCUACUUCCUCCAAUUAUGUCAUACCUCCAGCAUUUCACUUCUCCCAACUGUACCUCAUAAACAUGCAGAGGGAGUCCUUUGGCUAGUCUAGAGCCCUGUUGAGCUAAUCAUUUCUGGAAAUGACAAGGCAUAGUUGUGCUGCUUUAACCCUAGCAUCUCACACUGAAGUCCAGUUGAUUUCACAGAUCAGAUGGCAUUUUAUAUUUGAUGUUUUAUACUUUGAUAUAUGUUUUCUUGAAGACUUUGUACAUUAGAGUUCUGAAAGUUCUGAACUAUUUUGGCCAAUUUACAGAUUAUUGAAUGAAAAGAUACCUGCAAAUAUCCUACCAUAACCAUAAGUUAAAUAGCAUAUAUGACUGCUAAAAUUUACCUUUAAUGUCAAGUCAUUAUCGUGUGCUUACAAAUCGUGCUUACACCUCUAUCCAUGUGUUAAUUUCAGCUCAGGCUUGUGUUGUAGCCUUUGUUUGUUACGUGUGCUUUACUCCUACACAUAAUUUAAGUGCCUUUUUACCAGAGACUGCAGGGACCUUACUUGUUGUGGACUAAUAUCUAAUGAAUUAUGCUUCCAAAUCUGUAUGUAGCCAUAAGUGACCAUGUGUUUUGUCAUUAAAAUCACUUUUUCCCUUU